AUCUGCUCAAACUCAACCACCAUUCAAAUUAAACGAUUCAUCAUCUCUCAAAUUUCAUUCCCUUUAUUAUUGUUCUCUCCCACUGCCGCCAAUUCCAUUCCACUUCAAUCUCAACAACAAAAAUGGUACAAGUAUCCACCAAUAAUGCAAACAAACUUUUGUCCAAAUUAGCCAAAGGAAAUGGCCAUGGAGAAGACUCUCCAUAUUUUGAUGGCUGGAAGGCUUACGAUACUGAUCCUUUUCAUCCAAUUAUCAAUCCUCGUGGAGUUAUUCAAAUGGGUUUGGCUGAAAAUCAGCUUUCUUUUGAAUUCGUGGAGAAAUGGAUGAUUAACAAUCCACAAGCUUCGAUUUGUACUGUGGAAGGAGUUUAUGAUUUUAAAGAUAUAGCUAUCUUCCAGGAUUAUCAUGGAUUGCCUGAGUUUAGAAACGCUGUGGCGAAUUUCAUGGGCAAAGUGAGAGGAAACCGAGUUAAAUUUGAUCCUGACCGAGUUGUGAUGAGUGGUGGAGCAACGGGAGCUCAUGAAACGGUGGCGUUUUGUUUGGCUGAUCCUGGUGAAGCAUUUCUGGUGCCUGUUCCUUAUUAUCCAGGAUUUGACAGAGAUUUAAGGUGGAGAACAGGAGUGGAAAUAGUUCCAGUAAUAUGUGAAAGUUCAAACAACUUCAAACUAACAAGAGAAGCCUUAGAAACAGCAUACGAGGAAGCUGAAAAAUCCAACAUAAAAAUCAAAGGCCUACUCAUAACAAAUCCUUCAAAUCCACUUGGCACAGUUUACGACAGACAAACACUCGAAAUGGCUGUAAGGUUUAUCAACGAAAAGAACAUCCACUUAGUGUGCGACGAAAUCUAUGCUGCCACUGUCUUUGCAGAGCCUGGCUUCAUUAGUAUCUCCGAAGUGAUUGACAACGACUUUAUUGAAUGCGAUAGAAAUCUUAUCCAUGUUGUUUACAGCCUCUCCAAGGACAUGGGAUUCCCUGGAUUCCGUGUCGGCAUUAUCUACUCCUACAACGAUGCUGUUGUCACUUGUGCUCGUAAGAUGUCGAGCUUCGGCCUCGUCUCCUCACACACACAAUAUUUGAUCGCGUCGAUGUUGUCUGAUGAUGCGUUUGUUGAUAGCUUUCUCGCUGGAAGCGUUGAAAAGCUUGCUUUACGUCAUCGUAACUUUACCAAAGGACUGGCUCAGGUGGGAAUUGGAUAUUUGAAAGGAAGUGGAGGAUUAUUUUUGUGGAUGGAUUUACGUCAUCUUUUGAAAGAGAAGACAUUGGAAGCAGAAAUGGCAUUAUGGAGGGUGAUUAUCAAUGAAGUUAAAUUGAAUGUGUCGCCAGGUUCUUCAUUCCAUUGCUCAGAGCCAGGAUGGUUUAGAGUUUGCUUUGCAAACAUGGAUGAUAAUACAAUGGAUAUUGCCAUAACUAGAAUUAGAAACUUUGUGCUUCAAAACAAGGAGCUAACAACUAAGGUUAAGAAACAGAAAUUCUGUUGGCGUCAAAGCAGCCUCGAACUUCGAUUAUCGUCUCGAAGACUCGAAGACAUCAUGUCACCACACUCGCCAUUGCCUCAAUCCCCGAUGCUCCGUGCAACAACUUAGACACAAGACAAACAAUGUCAAUCAGUGUCAGUCAUAUUGUGACAACCUUAAUUCGAUGAAAAUUUCCAUUACUGUCUCAAGGAUUUUGACAAAGUUUUAAAUUAACAAGUUUUACGUACUAAUCAAAAUUUAAACUCUCAUUUGUGAGUUGUGGGUUUUUCAAAGUGAUUCAUCUCAUGGGUUGUUGCUUUGACACUGUUAGGGUUUGAAUAAUUUUUUUCCAUAAGUUUUCAACCGUAGAAUAUGGCCUUUUCUGAUUUCCCAAUAAUUUGGAGAACUUGGGGGCCUAUUUGUAAUUGCAUGUGUUGUGAGAGUUUUGUGGGUUUUGUAUUUGCAUGCAUUUGCAUUUGUUUCUUUCCCUUUUCUUUUUUCUCUCCUCUAGUUUUUCAGUCAUCAAAAUGGAUGGGUGUGGAAAGUGAAAGAGGGUUUGUUACUACUUGUAAGAAGCAUUCAUACAAAAGGAAUAACAAGCAAGUUUGUUUCUAUUUA
Molecule: messenger RNA, 2072 nt
Organism: Benincasa hispida (wax gourd)
Lineage: Eukaryota; Viridiplantae; Streptophyta; Magnoliopsida; Cucurbitales; Cucurbitaceae
Gene: ACS6
Product: 1-aminocyclopropane-1-carboxylic acid (acc) synthase 6
Biological process (GO): biosynthetic process; amino acid metabolic process
Molecular function (GO): pyridoxal phosphate binding; transaminase activity
Source: RefSeq, a predicted model, not a curated record